AUGGCCCGGCCGCCCUCCCCGCCGCCCCCCGUGCGCCACAGGGACAAGUGGAGCAAGAAAGUGGAUUUCCUCCUGUCCGUCGUGGGCUUCGCCGUGGACCUGGGCAACGUCUGGCGCUUCCCGUACAUCUGCUACCAGAACGGAGGUGGUAAGGGCGCCGCGAGCGCGAUUCCAGCCUUCUUUUUGAGCAAGGACAUUGUUUUUUUAUCCCUCAGAGCCCACAAACUUGCUCUUCUCCCCUUCGCUGUCCACACCAACCUGCCCUCCUCCCCAGGCAUCGGCUUCGCCAUCUGCAUCAUCGCCCUCUACGUCUCCUUCUACUACAACACCAUCAUCGCCUGGGCGCUCUACUACCUGUGCUCGUCGCUCUCGGGGACGCUGCCCUGGGCGAGCUGCGACAACCCCUGGAACACACCCCACUGCACCAACUACUUCGGUGGCAGCAACGUCACCUGGACCAACUCCUCCCGGCCGCCCGCCGAGGAGUUUUACACGAGGAAGGUCCUGGAGAUCCAGAAGUCCAGCGGCCUGUACGACGUGGGGGGGAUCCGCUGGCAGCUGCUCCUCUGCCUCUUCCUCAUCUUCACCAUCGUCUACUUCAGCCUGUGGAAAGGAGUGAAAACCUCGGGAAAGGUGGUUUGGGUGACGGCCACGCUGCCCUACGUCGUCCUCCUCGUCCUGCUGGUCCGCGGCGCCACCCUGCCCGGCGCCUGGAAGGGGGCCGUGUGGGUCGACGCCGCCGCUCAGAUCUUCUUCUCCUUGGGACCCGGCUUUGGUGUCCUCCUCGCUCUGGCCAGUUACAACCAUUUCCACAACAACUGCUACCGGGACGCGCUGGUCACCAGCGCUGUGAACUGCCUCACCAGCUUCCUCUCGGGCUUCGUCAUCUUCACCGUGCUCGGCUACAUGGCCGAGAUGAGGGACGUGGAGGUGGAGGACGUGGCCAGGGACAAAGGGCCCAGCCUGCUCUUCAUCACCUACCCGGAGGCAAUAGCCAACAUGGUGGGAUCCACCUUCUUCGCCAUCCUCUUCUUCCUCAUGGUGAUAACCCUGGGGCUGGACAGCACGGUCCGGGGCUCCCGGAGCACCCUCACCUACGGCGGCGCCUACGUGGUGAAGCUGCUGGAGGAGUUCGGAGCCGGCUGCUCCAUCCUGGCCGUGGUGCUGCUGGAAGCCAUCGCCGUGUCCUGGUUUUACGGGAUCCAGCGCUUCUCCAGCGACGUGAAGGCCAUGCUGGGCUUUGCCCCUGGCAUCUUCUGGAAGAUCUGCUGGGUCGCCAUCAGCCCGGCCUUUCUAGCCUUCAUCAUCGCCAGCUCCCUGCUGGAGCAGCCGCCCCUGGUGCUCUUCGACUACCAGUACCCGGCGUGGAGCACCUGGCUGGGCUCCCUGCUCGGAGCCUCCUCCUUCGUGUGCAUCCCCGUCUACAUGGUGUACAAGCUGGCGUGGACGCCCGGCUCCCUCAAGCAGUUCAAGGAGUCCUUUUUCGUGGAUCACACUGCAGCCCACAAACCGAGAGGCUCGGACCCUCGUCUCAUGCUAACGAUGACGAUCAAGAAGGCAGGUGAAAUGUUUACUUCAGUGAUCCAGGAGUAG
Tinamus guttatus (white-throated tinamou) is the source of this 1593-nucleotide messenger RNA. Lineage: Eukaryota; Metazoa; Chordata; Aves; Tinamiformes; Tinamidae. The record is from RefSeq and is a predicted model, not a curated record.